AUGGCAGUGGAGAAGCAAAGGAUGCCUGCGGUCGACUCGGCAGUGAUUUGGCGGCAAGCGGCUAUCGACUGGCGGAGUGGUCGGUUCUUCAACAGCCUCGUUGACAACGAGAAGAGGGAGAACGAAGAACGAAUGCGGCUGUGGAGAUUUUGUCCGCUUUUUUUUAAGAUUUGGUUAGAAGAGAUGAGAAGAGCCAAGCCUAAUGUUGUGUGGGGCAGAGAACGGGAAGAGAACUCUUUAAUGGAAAACAGUGUCUCUGGUAAUCUCAACUAUGCUACAUCCCAAACACCAUCGGGACAUGGAUCAUAUUCUUUCCAUGUCGCACCACUAAAGCUUAUAGACGCCCUUUCCAUUAACAUAGAUGAGGAUGAUUACUUAUCCAAUCAUACUAGUGAGCAUUUUACUCAACCACCACCUUCUGCUGAUUCACCUUCUGGUAACCCCAACAAAAGGGCUAAACCCUCAAAUCCUAGACCUCGAGCUCCUAGUGCCUCACCUAAACCUCUAUUACUACUGAUGAUCUAG
This is a messenger RNA of Lactuca saligna, 525 nucleotides long. The record is from the annotation of a GenBank genome assembly. NCBI's taxonomy places the organism in Eukaryota, Viridiplantae, Streptophyta, Magnoliopsida, Asterales, Asteraceae.